GAGGGAGCGCCGGAAGCCAGCCCCGCCCCUCAUUGUGCGGUUCAUACUAAACGGAAGGGGCCGGGAGAGGCCGCGUUCAGUCUGAUCCCGGCAGCAGCUGCAGCGGCUCUCGUCCUUCCAGGCUCUACUUGCUAUCUCCUUUAGCUUCCGGAAACAUGGCCUCUGGCGUGGCUGUCUCUGAUGGAGUCAUCAAAGUGUUCAACGACAUGAAGGUACGUAAGUCCUCCACACCAGAGGAGGUGAAGAAGCGCAAGAAGGUGGUGCUCUUCUGCCUUAGCAAAGACAAGAAGAACAUCAUUCUAGAAGGGGGCAAGGAGAUCCUGGUCAGUAAUGUGGGCCAGACAGUGGAUGACCCCUACGCUACCUUCGUCAAGAUGCUGCUGGACAAAGACUGCCACUAUGCUCUGUAUGAUGCAAACUAUGAGACCAAGGAGAGCAAGGAGGACCUGGUGUUUAUCUUCUGGGCCCCUGAGUCUGCGCCUCUCAAGAGCAAAAUGAUCUACGCCAGCUCCAAGGAUGCCAUCAAGAAGAAGCUUACGGGGAUCAAGCAUGAGCUACAAGCAAACUGCUACGAGGAGGUGAAGGACUGCUGCACUCUGGCGGAGAAGCUGGGGGGCAGUGCUGUCAUCUCCCUGGAGGGCAAGCCUUUGUGAGCCCUCUCCAGCCCCUGCCUGGAGCAUCUGGCAGCCCCACACCUGCCUGUGGGGGGUUGCAGGCUGCCCCCCUUCUGCCAGACCGGAGGGGCUGGAGGGAUCCCAGCAGGGGGAGGGCAAUCCCUUCACCCAGUUGCCAAACAGCCCCCCACCCCCUGGACCUUCCUUCUCCCUCCACCCCUGACGGUUCUGGCCUUCCCAAACAGCUUUUCAUCUUCUGAUUCCUCUUGGGUUGAAACAGACCAAGUCCUCCCCACCCCAGGCACCCCAGUUUUGGAGAGGGCCUGUAUUUUUUUUAACGACACCCCUACUUGCAACCUGUUCCUCCCCCCCUUUCCCAUGCUGCCAACUUCUAACCGCAAUAGUGACUCUGUGCUUGUCUGUGUAGUUCUGUGUAUAAAUGGAAUGUUGUGAACAUAACCCUUCCCCAUGCUGCCUGGUUCCCCUCCCCCUUUCCACGUGGUCUUGGCCACUCAUGGAAGCAGGACCAUAAGGGACCCUUAAUUAAAAAAAAAAAAAGGAAGAAAAACAACAAUAAAAAGCCUCACUUGAUUAAAGGA
Pipistrellus kuhlii (Kuhl's pipistrelle) is the source of this 1213-nucleotide messenger RNA. RefSeq names its product cofilin 1 (gene CFL1). Gene Ontology annotation, molecular function: actin filament binding. Gene Ontology annotation, biological process: actin filament fragmentation; cell motility; actin filament severing. The coding region runs from base 156 to 653 and encodes 165 amino acids. The transcript is spliced from 4 exons. The record is from RefSeq and is a predicted model, not a curated record. Lineage: Eukaryota; Metazoa; Chordata; Mammalia; Chiroptera; Vespertilionidae. Gene Ontology annotation, cellular component: actin cytoskeleton; actin cortical patch; lamellipodium.